Messenger RNA from Aspergillus mulundensis, 1260 nucleotides. RefSeq names its product Zn(II)2Cys6 transcription factor domain-containing protein. Gene Ontology annotation, molecular function: zinc ion binding; DNA-binding transcription factor activity, RNA polymerase II-specific. Bases 1 to 1260 code for a protein of 419 amino acids. NCBI's taxonomy places the organism in Eukaryota, Fungi, Ascomycota, Eurotiomycetes, Eurotiales, Aspergillaceae. The record is from RefSeq and is a predicted model, not a curated record. The transcript is spliced from 2 exons. Gene Ontology annotation, biological process: regulation of DNA-templated transcription.
AUGAGCUCCGUGGAACGUAACAACCCGCCGCCCCGGCGCAAGUCCUGUGACGCAUGCAGGGCCGCCAAGCGCCGCUGCGAUCUCGCCCUCCCGGCCUGCUUCCGCUGCACCCGCAGGGAUAUCGCGUGUGUUUACCCGGGACUGCCGGCGGAGCAGAUCCCUGAGUUACUGGCGCUGUUGAAUGGACAUGAUAAUGUUGGUGGAACAAAUGCAUGCGCUGAGGAAUUUAUGUUUGAUGCUAUGCCGACUCCACCUAUGCUAGACCUGGGUCUCGAAACGCCGAGCCAGCCGUUGCCGUUACCGUCGGCGUUCGAGGACCAGAGUCGAUUGUACACCGUUCCAGUCCCGGUAUACACCGGCAAUGGAGAAAUGGUGCACGUUCGAUCGGAAAUGACGUUCUCGCUGUCUGAGCUCAUGGCCUCGCGCUUCCAGUAUGCUAUCGAUAUCCUCAAAGACACGCCUCGGAAGAUGGUUACUGAGAAUCAGACGCCCUGGUCUCAUGCCCAGCUAUACAGCAAUGGGAUGCCGAAGGCUAUGCAGGACGCCUACGCCUGCUGCGCCCUGUACAUCGCCAAGAACCCCAUCAACGCGCCCAUGAUCACAUCGCACAUUCACUCGCGGCAUCAAGAACUCACUCUGUCGCCACUGCCCUCAUCACCCCCCGACCUCCUAGCACAUACACACGCCCUGCUCCUAUACACAAUCAUGUCCCUCUUCGACGCAGACCUCCACGCGCUGAAUACGUCGGUGCAUCUCGACACCCUCACCAUGUCAGCCCUCCAAUCAUCCGCCUCCCUCCUCUUCAGCAGCACGCACUUCCCCCCAUCCCCAUCCCCAUCUCCGUCUCCAGACGGCACAGCCACAAACUCAGCUAUAGUGCCCCCAGCAGGAACAGCACCAUCCUUCUGGCCCCUCUGGACCGUCGAAGAAUCCGCCCGCCGCACAAUCCUCUUCACGUUCUACGUCCUGCAGAUCCUGCGUCUGUUCCGCGGCGAUCAGGACAUGAAGUGCGAUGGGAAGCUCGGGCUGCUGCAUAGCUGGUAUGCGUCGGCGUAUCUGUGGAAUGCGCCCUCGGCGGUGGAGUUUGGGGUUGCGUGGGAGGGGAGGGAGCAUUUUGUUGUGCGGAAUGUGGAUUUUGGAGAUUUGUUACGGGAUGCGCAGCCUGCGGAUGUGGAUGUCCUUGGGCGGAUGCUGCUUGUGACGAGUUUGGGGGUUGAGAGGGUGAGGGGGUGGUUUGGGGGGAGGGGGGCGGUUUUGUAG